Messenger RNA from Caenorhabditis bovis, 1269 nucleotides. NCBI's taxonomy places the organism in Eukaryota, Metazoa, Nematoda, Chromadorea, Rhabditida, Rhabditidae. The record is from the annotation of a GenBank genome assembly.
AUGGCCAAUACGAUGUUGAACAGGAUAGCAAAGUUCACGGCUUUAACAACACUUGUAAUUGGAUGCAUAUUCCUAAUCCUUCACAAGCCGCUACCUGAAGGAUUUACUAUUUCAGUGUCGGACAGAAUAGCUGUCCAUAUAAUCGAACCGGUGCUAAGAGCGGUUUAUUACUAUCCUAGUCAAAUGUUUUCCGAUCCCGCUGAUAUGAUUUGGUGGACAAGACUUUCUUUGAAUAGUCUUAAUCGUGUCAUAAACCCGAUAAAGCCGACGGACAAAGAGCUGAUAGUCAAAAAUGAGGAUUGGUUUGGUGUUCCAGUGAGAAUUUACAUUCCCGAAAAUGCUUCAACUCGAAAUAAUGCUUCUGUUCUGUUUUUCCAUGGUGGUGGUUUUGCAUUGGGCAAUGUUGAGAUGUACGACAGUCUCACAAGAUUACUAGCGAAAAAGUUGAACAGUGUUCUAGUUUCGGUCGAAUAUCGCUUAUCACCGGAAACCGCAUUCCCUGGACAAAUCCAAGACUGCGAAGCUGUUGUGGAUUACAUGAUGGAGAAUGGCGAAGAUCGAUUUGGAAUUGACACCCAUAGAAUCACAUUGAUGGGAGAUUCGGCUGGUGGAAAUCUUGCGACGGUUGUAAUUCAGAGACGCGUUGCAAAGCGAGCUCAUCCAGAAAUUGGCGCUCAGGUUCUACUUUAUCCAUUACUACAAUUUGUCGACCUCCAAACAUCAUCCUACCGUUAUUUCCACAAAAGACUGAAUGGUCUUGCCCUUGUUGACCCCAAGUCGAUUGCCUACUAUUACAUGUUUUAUGCUGGAAUUGAAAAGAAUACUGUGAAGAAGCUUGUUCCCUUUGUGAUUACGAACGGACACGUGAAAACCGAACAGAAAGCAGCCAUCGAGAUGGCAAUGAGGUACGAAUCAACAAUCGAGAAAUCGCUAAACUAUCGAAAUGCGACAAUCCCAGCGAGAUUCAAAGUGAAAGAAAGUCGACAAGCGCAGGAAUUGCUUAGCAAAUUCAUCCUAAACCCCGACUUUUGUCCGUUGUUGAGGGAGGAUUUGCGCGGGAUGCCCAAGUCGCUAAUAAUUACCUGCGAGUAUGACGCCCUUCGUGACGAGGGGAUCAUUUACGCGCAAAGAUUGAAGGAUGCUGGUGUGCAGGUCGACGCGCGAAAUUAUGAAAAUGGCUUCCACGCGAUGCUAAAUCUUCACAAAGAGGUGGAAGAAGCUCAAAAAUGUGUCGACGACAUUGUCAAUUGGAUAUUGAACAAUGUCUAG